Messenger RNA from Ochlerotatus camptorhynchus, 3698 nucleotides. RefSeq names its product rotund (gene rn). Gene Ontology annotation, molecular function: RNA polymerase II transcription regulatory region sequence-specific DNA binding; DNA-binding transcription factor activity, RNA polymerase II-specific. The record is from RefSeq and is a predicted model, not a curated record. The transcript is spliced from 6 exons. Bases 1497 to 3689 code for a protein of 730 amino acids. Gene Ontology annotation, cellular component: nucleus. NCBI's taxonomy places the organism in Eukaryota, Metazoa, Arthropoda, Insecta, Diptera, Culicidae. Gene Ontology annotation, biological process: regulation of transcription by RNA polymerase II.
GACGUGUUUUUUCCAGCCUGCCUGUUUGUUCUUUUUUCCGUUCGUGUUGUUUCGGUGUGGAUAGAAAGAAGGCAGACCCGGACCAGCGUAGCAAGUGAAGAAGACGCGCGCUCAACGACAAGGGCGAAAAAAAAAACGAGUCAAACCGAGGCACACACUCGUGGACGGACGUUCCUCCGCAGAAGACUCGCCCGGAGAUACUGGUUGCUGUUCCUUCUUGCUCGCUUGCUUCGUUCGGCGGUAGCGCGCGGUUGACCAUGUGAGGAGCGAGAGCCCCAAAAGUGUAAAAACGGCAGAUCAUUCCCGGUUUCGGAAGCGAGGAAAAAAGGUCAUCAAAGCAGUCUUUUUUGUUUUGCCAAACCAGGAGGACAAACGGCGACGACGACGGAGGUGGCGAACGCGUUGAUUUUCUUGUUGCUGGUUACCGCGCCGGUUAGGUUUUUUUUUUCGGGAACGUGGAGGAAUUUUUUCGACAGUCAAAAAAUACUCGGUGACCGGUUCGGGGUCGGUAGAGCCUGCAAGUCCGGAAUAUUAGUGAAUUUUUGUCGCAAUUACCGAUAAUGAGUUAUGAAGCGUAGGGAUGGUUGACAGUCGGGCCUUGGAGUUAAUGAGCCGUGUCUAAGGUGAAGCAUACGUGAAUGCAAUCGUAUAUGUGUGUAUGUGCUUUAGUGCGUGUGACAGUCGUGAAAGCAUCUACGAUUCUUCAGCCGGCCGUGUCCUGAAGUGAAGAGGAACAAGUGGAAAGAAACAAGUGAGUGAGAGUGCAUGGAAAAAAUGUAAACACCAUUAGUGGACAAAAAGUGUAAUGAUAAUUGUGUCAAUCAGUUUUUAUUUCUCAUUGCAAUCGAUUUCGUGCAAUAAUGUUGAUCGAUGAUUGCCCCGAGGGCGACAUCCCGGUGCAAUUGAUGGAAAGGAGUGGUUGAAGUGUGAAGGAGACGAGUGAAUUUUGUUGCGAUUCAUUCAUAAAACGUGAUUAAAUUGAACGUGGUUUCCGCGGUAGGAUCCGAGGCGCCACAGCACCGUGUCAGUACGGGACUUGAAUUGAUUCCUUGUUACUUUGAAUAUCUGAGAUUUUAUCACACCCGACCCACUCCCGGUCUGUGUGGCAUGGUUUGGAAUUGAAAUGAUAAUAACAGCAAGGAAAUAAUAACGGAAUCGCAUGUUGAGUGAAAUUAUCGGAAGCUAGGCUAACCGAGGUGCAGUUGACGAACACAUGCAAGUGCUUAUGUGCUGGUGAACAGGAAACGAAUCAAUUUGUAGCAACUAAACGAGGGAAGAGCGACCGAGUGACAAUACUCUUCGCCGAUUAAUCAAUUGUUCUUUGGUGGCAGAAUUUGUGUCGAUGACAUUGCAGUGUAGAUACGUCAUUACUCAGAUAAUAAGUGGUGAAUUCAAAGAAAUUGAUAUUUUACACAAAAUUUGUUGAGAACCGCGAUGUGCUAUUGUUUUCCGUUGGUAGUGGCAGCAGUAGAAAACCCAGAGGCUAGUUGCAAGAUAUGUAUCCGUGGUAUAGAGAGGUACCGCUAAGUGUUGGACAGAUUUGCAGCCCUCUGACAGCGGGAGCGGCGACGGCAACGGCGACCAUCAAGACCGAAGCCGGCUACAGUGAUUGUAUGCUGGAUUUUCAUAGUAAGAAAACACCAUCCUCGUUCCCCUGGCUCUCGGACGCCACCAACAACAACGAUUACUCCAAAGCCAACAAUAACCACCACAGCCAUCCGCACCAUCACCACCAUCACCACAAUAUCUGUCGCCACCCGGAGGACUCCAAAUCGGCUCUGAGCUCACCCCGGAUAGGAAGCAGUCAUCACGGCAGUUCCAACGGAGGACCAACCUCCGGCCAUCACCCAUCUUCGGCAGCAGCCACUGCGGAGGGAGCAACUCCCGACUCCAGCAGCACAACGGCGACCGCGGCGAUACCCAACUUUAACCAGAUGCCCGUUCCGGGAUCUGUCCAGGGCCAGAAUCCCACCCAGGGACUGGUGCACUGGAUGAGUGCGGUGAUGGCCGAGCAUAUGACGUCCAAUUCCCACCAUGAUCCUACAGUUGGGAUGCACUACAUGUGGAAUGGUCCCGUGGAGCAAUGUGGCCAGCACACCAAGGACAUGGACUCGUACAGCGGCUGGCCGGCCCCCAGAAACCACAUGUCCAUGAAGCAAGGAUAUGAGGCGAAAAUGAAUGCGGUCGAUCAUCACCAUCAUCACAACAACCUGCAGAAAGGUCACAUGAUUGACGACGGCCGGCUGCUGGAUCAUCAUGGAAUGCAAUCGGCUCAGAUGAGCCAAAUCUACGGAGCCCGAGGGGCGUCGAGUAACAGCUCUCCCGGUGGACAUCACGUGCAUCCAAACUCGGCGGGUCUGCUCGUCGUGCCACAGCCCAUCAAUGCGACCAAGAUAGGAGCAGCCCUGCCCAACGGGACCGGCCGGAAGUACCAGUGCAAAAUGUGUCCACAGAUUUUUACAUCGAAAGCAGAUCUCCAGUUGCACACGCAGAUUCACAUGCGCGAGGCAAAACCCUACAAAUGUUCCCAAUGCAAUAAGGCAUUCGCCAACUCGAGCUAUCUUUCACAGCACACUCGGAUACACCUGGGCAUCAAGCCGUACCGGUGCGAGAUUUGCCAGCGAAAAUUUACCCAACUGUCCCACCUGCAGCAGCACAUCCGGACCCAUACCGGUGAUAAACCGUACAAGUGUCGACAUCAGGGUUGUAUGAAAGCAUUUUCGCAACUAUCGAACCUACAAUCGCACUCCCGCUGCCACCAAACGGACAAACCGUUCAAGUGUAACUCGUGCUACAAAUGUUUCUCCGACGAACCCUCGCUGCUGGAGCAUAUCCCCAAGCACAAGGAAUCGAAACAUCUGAAAACCCACAUUUGCCAGUACUGCGGCAAAUCGUACACCCAGGAAACCUACCUUUCCAAGCACAUGCAGAAACACUCGGAGCGAACAGACAAGCGACCACCGAUCGGAGCACGUAGCAGUAGUAGCACGUUGAAUCUCAAUACCAAUACGACCGUCCCUCCUGCUAUAACCGGGGGCGAGAAUCCAUACUGGCCUAAGGUAAGCCCCGAUUCGGCAGCCAACAUGACGGAUGUUAUGCAGCAACAGCAACAACAUCAACCACCACCGACGAAUCAGCAGCCUCCGCACCAACCCCAGCAAUCAAAUCAGCAGAGCCAUCAUGAUUUCAACCUGAAUCCGCAGAACAAUGCUCCCAAUCAGACUCCGAAUGGACUCAACAAUGUUCCAGGAGACCUGCACCAUCAUCGCGAUGAGAACGUUGAAGAUCUUGCUGUGAGCGCCCGUCAAGGUGCACCGAAUAUGAACGGUCCCAACGGGAACAUCCCGAUUCCACCUUCUUCGACGCCGAUGUCCGCUGCCGGGUACGAUUCCAGUAGCAUAGCGAAGGUGGCAUCCAAUUCGGCCUUCACACCGAUCAACUCGAUGCCACCACAUUUGAACACCCUGCAGCAUCACCACCAUCAGCUGGCACAGCGACCAUAUCUGUACGAUGCGAUCAGCUUCCAGAACCAGAAAGCGAUCAAUCAGAGCCCAUCGAAUUCGUUCCCGAAUCAGCUGAUUUCGCUGCACCAGAUUCGGAACUACGCGCAUCAACCCGGCGGAGGACUGAUGGCCGGGGAACAUUUGCUCGGGGUGACCGUUGGGGCGGGUGGUAAAGAUAAGGGGUAAGAGGGGACG